CUCUGGAGACUGGAGCAUUCCCCUCUUCGUUCCCACACCAGGUCUCCAAACCCACAUCAAUGCGCCCCAGCCGCACCAUUUGUCGCCACCCUCUCCUCUCCGCCCCUUCUUUGUCCCCGGCUGCAGCCGCCCGGUCUCUCUCGCCUUCUUCUCCUUCUCCCCCACCGCAGUCGCCGGCCCAUUGUUUCUUGGACUCUCCGCUGCUUCCUUUCUCCUUCGCCUUGCUCCCGCUACUCACCCCCCAUUGCUAGAGCUCGAGCCCCGGGAGUCCUGAGAAACCUCUAGCCUCUGCGCCUUCACAUUCCCUCGCCAAUUGCAAUGGUGGCGUUUUCUUGCUCCAUCUCGUGCCCGGGGCGUUGAUUAAGGAGAGGCAAAACUGCGGAGUGGCGGUUACCUGGCCUGGGGGUGUGCUGCUCGUGCGUGCGUGCGUGCUCCCCGGAUUUGGACGCAGGGGAGUCAGAUCCGUUCCUCCCUCCAAGGAUCCAUGGGUUCCGUCAAGCUCGGCUCCAAGCCGGACGCCUUCACCAGGCGAGGCCAAGCGUGGUUCUGCACAACUGGGCUUCCCAGCGAUGUUGUCGUUCAGGUUGGGGAGAUGUCUUUCCACCUCCACAAGUUCCCUCUGCUUUCAAAGAGUGCCAUCUUGGGAAGGUUGAUUGAGGAGAAUUCAGACCAAGACGAAUGUACCAUCAAACUAUCCGACAUCCCUGGAGGUGCAAAAUCAUUCGAGUUAGUGGCAAGGUUCUGUUAUGGUUUGAAGAUAGAGCUCUCUCCAGCAAAUAUUGUCCACCUUCGAUGCGCCGCUGAAUAUCUCGAGAUGACAGAAGAAAUAGCUCAGGAUAACCUCAUCCACCAGGCAGAAAUGUUCUUUAACCAAGUAGUUCUCCGCAGCUGGAAAGAUUCCCUGGAAGCACUCAAGACAUGUGAUGUCCUUCUCCCUCAUGCCGAAGACCUUCACAUUGCGAAGAGGUGCGUCGAAUCGUUGGCCGCCAAGGCUAGCAUAGAUCCAGACCUCUUUGGCUGGCCAGUAUCAGAGCACGGUGCGAUGCAUAGCCCCGGGGGCAGUGUAUUGUGGAAUGGUAUUAGCACGGGCGCAAAGCUCGGGAACUUCAGCUCAGAUUGGUGGUAUGAUGAUGCUUCAUCAUUGAGCUUCCCUACAUACAAGAGGCUUAUCUCCACUAUGGAGUCAAGAGGUGCCAAGGAGGAGAUUGUCGCUGGUUCGCUCACAUACUAUGCCAAGAAGUGUCUCCCAGGACUGAAUAGGCGUCAAAGCAUGGGACCGGUGCCCCUGACUUCUGCUGCUGCUACCCUAUCUGAGGAGGAACAGAGGCAUUUGCUUGAGGACAUUGACAGGAUGCUGCCUCUUCAGAGAGGCCUGAUAUCCACAAAUGUUUUGCUCUGGCUGCUUCGAACUGCCAUGAUUCUGAAAGUCAACCGUGCUUGCAUUUCCAAUUUGGAGAAAAGGGUCGGCAUGCAAUUAGAUGAAGCCACACUGGAGGAUCUACUGCUACCUAACUUCUCGUACACAAUGGACACACUCUACAAUGUCGAAUGUGUGCGCAGGAUCCUUGAUCACUUCUUGGCAAUGGACCAGACCAUGGGUGGUGGCUCCCCGUGCUUGGAUGAUGUGAUGGGUUCUCCUUCACUGGCGCCGAUCACCGCUGUCGCUAAGCUGAUUGAUGGCUACCUUGCAGAGAUUGCACCAGAUAUCAACCUGAAGCCACCGAAAUUUGAAUCUCUUGCAACUGCUUUGCCUGAAUAUGCCCGGCCUCUAGACGAUGGACUUUACCGCGCCAUUGAUGUAUACUUGAAGGCGCAUUCUUGUCUGCCGGAAUCCGAGCGCGAGCAUCUCUGCCGGCUGAUCGACUGCCAGAAGCUGUCCCUGGAGGCAUGCACCCACGCCGCGCAGAACGAGCGCCUGCCGCUGCGUGUGGUGGUGCAGGUCCUCUUCUUCGAGCAGCUCCAGCUGCGGACAUCCAUCGCCGGGUGCCUGAUGGUCUCCGACAACCUGGAAGGAUCCUCACGCCCCCUCCACGGCAGUGGCACCAUCGCGACGUCCGGCGAAGCCGGUGCCCGCUGGGUCACGUCGGCGGCGGUGAGGGAGAACCAGGCGCUCAGGGCCGGCAUGGACAGCAUGCGGCUGCGGCUGGCGGAGCUGGAGAGGGAGUGCUCCGGCAUGCGGCAGGACAUCCGGAAGCUCGGUGGCGCCCCGGGGAAGGACGGCUGGGCGGCGCGGGUCCAGCGGAUGUUCAGCCUGAAGAUGAAGCUGCAGAUGUGCAGCACCGAGGAGGGGAAGAUGAGCGACCGGCACAGGACUGCCAGCGCCAAGCUGGAGAAGCUGCAGGCCAAGGUGUCCAGUCACAAGAAGCACCUCACCAUUGAUGCAUCUGUCCGAAACGCUCCCCCCCGUCUUCUCUCUCCUCUUGCCCGGCACGCUCUCCAACCCAAAGCCAGACCGGUCCUCCGCUCCUCCCACCCCCCAACCGCUAACCCUACCCGCCGGCGGCGCGGCGGAGAUCCGACUCCGGGAGGGCGCCCGAUCCCCCGCGAGCCAGCCAUGCCGCACGCGCGCUCCGAUCUGGGCUUGGAUGAUUCGCCGGCAGAGUCGUCGAGCUUCCGCAGCCCCAGUUCUUUCCCCAGAACAAAGCGUACAAAGUGGUCUGACAGGGAACCGCUUGAUUGUUCCGCCUCGGCUUGCAGUGGUGCACGCGUGAACAUGCUUGACCGGUGUUCGGAGAGGCGUCAGAUGGCUUCCUGUAGCGGCGACCAACCACAGAGCUCAGGCAUGUUUGUUGCCACGCAGGGGAAUGUUUGUCCUGUCAAUAACGGCGGUGGGAUCUAUUCGCAGUCUGGCAUGGGCUAUUCAAAUGGUCAAAAUGGGACAUAUGGUGCAUAUCCGCAACAUCAGCCCUUUGAAGGCUGUAUGUAUGUGAAUGAGCAUGGCCAGAUGUGUGGGCCUUACGCACCCAAGCAGCUCUAUGAGGGGCUAUCCAGUGGUUUCUUGCCUCAAGAUCUUGCUAUUUAUGCUCUUGUUGGUGGGCAAAUGCUCAAUCCUGUAGCCUUGAGUUCUCUAGAGCAGUUCCUUUCACAAUGGAAUUCUGCUGGCGCGGUCACCACGCCAAAUGAAUCGAAGGAGAAUAAGACAGUGGCUCGUACUGAUAAAAUGGCGCUUCCAGAUGCUCUCUCAAGCGAUGAGUCAUGCUGGAUGUUCGAGGACAGCGAUGGUAGCCGUCAUGGGCCACAUUCUCUUGCUGAACUUUCUUAUUGGCUUCAUAGCAGCUAUCUCCAGGAUCUUUCUAUGGUUUACCAUGUUGAUAGCAAAUUUGGUCCAUUUACACUUGUCUCAUUAAUUGAUUGGUGGAGUGGAGGUCACACCGAGCAUUCAGAAGCUUCAGAGAAUGAUUCUGGGUCAGCCAGUGACGUGAUGGGUGACAUAGUCGAUGAUAUUAGUCAUCAGCUCCAUGCCGGUAUAGUGAAAUCAGCCCGCAAGAUUUUUGUUGAUGAAAUUUUCAGCUGUGUGCUUCCAGAAAUUAUCGCCUGUAGGAAGACUGAGAAGCAACUAGCUGCAAAAUCGAAACUCCUAGCUGUUAAGCCUGACAGCAAGAAGGCUUCAGCAUUAAAGGGCAAGGCUCAUGCAAAAUUUACUGAUCACAAAAAAGGAAACUCAUAUAAUACAGUACGAGCAACUUCUCCCGUGGCUGUUCAGUCAACUGCGGUGCAUGCCAAAUUUGCUGAUAUAUUAUCAGCAGUUUGGCAAACUCUUUAUUACGAAUCCAUGAAGAAUAUCUGGGAUGGGAUACUGUAUGAUCCUGUUAUGGACUACUGUGGUGCAUGGAUUAAGAGAAAUCACCAUUCAAGUCUUCCUUGUACGAGUAUUCCUGGUGGGUCUGAUAAUGGAAACAAGCAAGAAGCUGAUGGAUUGAAGGUAAUAUGUGAUUCAGAAGCUAUCGAGUGCGACAUGGAUUUCCCACCUGGAUUUGGGCCAACAUUGGAGUGUGCAAGCCCUGUCUCUCCGCCGUUGUUAGAUAUUGGUUCUUGCGAUGGCAAAAAUAGUUGGUGGCGUGAAUCAAGUUCCACCAUAUAUUUUGAUCCCUCAUCAGGAGUCCAGGUAAUGCUGGCAAAUGAACUAUACGUGGCAGCAAAGGAAACUUUGUUUCACCAUUUCAGGAAGGUUAUUGCAGAGGAGAUAACAAACUGGUUGGGCUUUGGACUUGAAGACAUCACUGAUCAAGAACUAAUUCGUACUCCUGUUCAUGCACCGGACUCGCCUAGUUCUGCUGGAAUGGACAUUCAUGAAACACCCCCCAUUCCUUCUGAAAUGGCUCAAGAUAAAUUAUUGGAUAUUGCUAAAAUGACUACAGAUGCAAUAACCAGUCCGGCUGAAAUGGCUCUAGAUGCAAUAACCAGUCCGGCUGAAAUGGCUCUAGAUGCAAUAACCAGUCCGGCUGAAAUGGUUCUAGAUGCAAUAACCAGUCCGGCUGAAAUGGCUGUAGAUGAAGUGUUGGUUACAGCUGAAAUAGCUACUGAUACUGUACCCAUUCCUGCUGACAUGGUGGCAGGCGCAACAUCAUCUGUAUCUGAUGUGGCAACAGAUAAAAUGCUCACUUCUCAUGUGGAGCAUCAAUCCCCUUCUUCAUCUUAUGCUAGUAUAUUUGAAAAGCUGGAUGUAUCCGAGGCAGCUGAAUUGGAUGAGAGUUUUGAUGAGGUGCCUCCUGGUAUGGAGACUGGCUCAGCUUCUGUGCUGGUCAUGGACAAAAACAAAUACCGACCUUCAAAACCAACCAACUCUAUGCCCGGAAUUUCUAGAUACAUCACCGUGGCUAUCUGCAGGCAGACACUGCAUAAGAAUGUUAUAGAAGAGUGGGCAUCUCUCCUGUCAGAUACUAUCAGUGAGUGCCUUGAUUCAUGGUAUACCAAGCAGACUGUUGUGCCUAAAAACAUCGACGAAUCAUUGAGACCUAAUAAAGAAUAUGCGUACUACAGAAAGAGAAAGUUAAGGAACAGCUGUGAAGCAGUGUCAUCCAAAAAAGCAGUGAGAACUCCAACGGAUGAGCAGCUUUCCAAGCCUCUACGUGAGCUUGUUGAGCGCAAGGUUCAUCUUAAAAAUGUCCAGGAACCAAGGAAGGCCGGGAAGUCGAAAAAGUCCUCCAAGAGUCGUACCAAAACUCUUGAUAAUGUUGUAAACACUUUGAAUAUCGAACAAGGCUUGAAGCGGCUUUCCAAUGAUGUGCCAAAGACCUCCAUGAGUCGUACCAAAACUCUUGAUAAUGCUGUAAACCCUUUGAACAUUGAACAAGGCUUGAAGCGGCUUCCCAAUGAUGUGCCAAAGGCCUCCAAGAGUCGUACCAAAACUCUUGAUAAUGCUGUAAACCCUUUGAAUAUCAAACAAGGCUUGAAGCGGCUUUCUAAUGGUGUGCCAAAGGCCUCCAAGAGUCGUACCAAAACUCUUGAUAAUGCUGUAAACCCUUUGAAUAUUGAACAAGGCUUGGAGCGGCUUUCCAGUGAUGUGCCAAAGAUCUCCAAGAGUCGUACCAAAACUCCUGAUAAUGUUGUAAGCCCUUUGAAUAUCGAACAGGACUUGAAGCGGCUUUCCAAUGAUGUGCCAAAGAGACAAAGGACUUCUCAUCUUACUAGGAUGCCUCUGGUUGAUAACGAGGUUCCUUUUGAGAACGUUAGUGUGCCCACAAAGCUUGCAAAGAAAAGAAAGAAUAAGAACAUGUCUACUGACUCCAGUCAGAAGGCAAAACCAUUGAUUUUGUGUCCAGAGUCAGAUGGUUGUGCAAGAGCUUCCUCCAAUGGGUGGGAGUGGCGUAAUUGGGCACGCACCGCCACUCCAUCAGAAAGGACUCGUGUGAGAGGGUACCGCGUUCGGAGUAUUCUUUCAACUUCAGCUAAUAAUGUGUGGAAAAACCCACAAGUUAAAGGUACAUCUGCGCGAACAAACCGCGUUAAGUUACGAAACCUGUUAGCUGCUUCUGAAGGCACCGAGCUACUGAAAAUUACCCAAUCGAAGGCAAGGAAGAAGCGGUUACGUUUUCAAAGGAGCAAGAUUCAUGAAUGGGGUCUGGUGGCCCUUGAGUCAAUUGAUGCAGAAGAUUUCGUUAUUGAAUAUGUUGGUGAACUGAUUCGCCGGCCGGUCUCAGACAUACGUGAGGCUCAAUAUGAGAAGAGUGGAAUUGGAAGCAGUUACCUUUUUCGCUUGGAUGAUGAUUAUGUGGUUGAUGCUACAAAGCGUGGCGGUUUAGCAAGAUUUAUCAACCAUUCGUGUGAGCCGAAUUGUUAUACAAAAAUAAUUACUGUUGAGGGCCAGAAGAAGAUUUUCAUUUACGCAAAGAGGCGUAUAUAUGCUGGCGAAGAAUUGACGUACAAUUACAAAUUUCCAUUGGAGGAAAAUAAGAUACCAUGCCACUGUGGUUCCCAAAGGUGCCGUGGUUCAAUGAACUAAGAAGUCAAGCUUAUUACUGAGGAUUUUACACUAAAGUACAGGAUGGUGGAACAUGCUGUUUUGGGGAGAUUGCAGUUUCUUACCCUGUGAUGAAGAACGAACUACACUAUUUUAGGCUAGAUGAGCUAAUUCAGGCUAUCCAGAGUAAGGCACAAGCGCCGACUAUUGGUUGCCAGCUCGCUAGGAAGACUGCAACUGAGCUUUCUCCGUCUGGUCUGUUGAGAGUGAAGAGGAGUUCAGCGUGUGCGGAGCUAGUGGAUGGUUGGUUACUUGCUGACAAGGUUAAUACUAAUGUUCUUGCUCAUAUCUGGAUAGAAUUGGAAAACCCACAAUCUUGUACAUUGCCAAACAGCCCAACACUAUGAUUAAUUGCAUUUGACCGAUUGAAAGAUAUAGAGAUUACAUUGUGGUUAUUGGAUGAGAAGUAAAUCUAACUAGUAGCCUGUAAAAGAUGAAACACAGAAAGGCAAGCAGUAAUGAAGUGUUUCCUUCAUCUUGUGAGGAUUA
Messenger RNA from Triticum dicoccoides, 6949 nucleotides. RefSeq lists its product as uncharacterized. The record is from RefSeq and is a predicted model, not a curated record. Gene Ontology annotation, cellular component: Set1C/COMPASS complex. The transcript has 20 exons. Gene Ontology annotation, molecular function: histone H3K4 methyltransferase activity; protein binding. Bases 485 to 6442 code for a protein of 1985 amino acids. NCBI's taxonomy places the organism in Eukaryota, Viridiplantae, Streptophyta, Magnoliopsida, Poales, Poaceae.